Daucus carota subsp. sativus is the source of this 1076-nucleotide messenger RNA. Its product is annotated as dehydration-responsive element-binding protein 2C. The transcript has a single exon. Gene Ontology annotation, molecular function: DNA binding; DNA-binding transcription factor activity. The record is from RefSeq and is a predicted model, not a curated record. Gene Ontology annotation, biological process: regulation of DNA-templated transcription. NCBI's taxonomy places the organism in Eukaryota, Viridiplantae, Streptophyta, Magnoliopsida, Apiales, Apiaceae. The coding region runs from base 1 to 960 and encodes 319 amino acids.
AUGGCUUAUAGUGGUGAAGGCUCUAGCUCUCAUAUUCAUUAUCACUCCAUUGUGCAAGAGAACAAGUCCGGAUUCAAGCGCACGGAUGUCGCAGAGACUAUUGCUAAGUGGAGGGCUUCCAAUGAUGAACUGAAUGCUUUAUAUGGUGCGGGUAUUCGAGGACCUAGAGUCCCUGGCAUAGGAUCAAAGAAAGGUUGUAUGAAAGGUAAGGGAGGACCGCACAAUGGAUGCGUCGGAUAUAGAGGUGUUCGACAAAGGACUUGGGGGAAAUGGGUGGCUGAGAUUCGAGAACCAAACAGGAAUAAGAGGAUCUGGCUUGGUACCUAUGAAACUGCUGAAGAAGCGGCUGAAGCUUAUGAUAGAGCUGCCCUUGCUAUGUAUGGAACUUCUGCACGAAUUAAUAACGUGGAGGGGUACAAUUUAUUGAACCAAUCUUCUAUUGGAUUGCCUUCAAUUGCUAGUAUGUAUGCGGCCUCACAAGACGGGAGGUCAGACUUUGGUGGUUCAUAUGAUGGAUAUGGUGGCUGGGACGAUCUUGUAAUAGUAGACAGUAGUGUGCCAUUUUUGACAGCCGAGGGUAUGGCGAUAGAGGCACCCAAGGAGUUUGCAGUAAGCAACAAAGACGGAAAUGGAGAAGAAGAACCAGAACAAGAAUUAAGUUUGUCGGACAUAGAGGAUAUAUUGAAUAUCUUGUAUUCCAGUACAGAUACUGAUGGCUCCGGCCCCAAACCUUUUGUAGAGAAUCAGGGGAGUGAAGUUUGUCACAUGGAGCCAAAUGUUGAAAACGUAGUGUACCCUGCCGCAAUAUCUGAGCAGCUAAUUAACAAUAAUGCAGAUGCCACAGGACUACUCCAUGGCAAUAGCGAAUUUGAUUUUCUGAAACCAGGCCGGCAAGAAGAUCUGAAUUAUUCCUUGGAUGAAAUGGGGAUGCUCGAGUUCUACUACAACAUGGAGGGCUGAAGUACGUCGGUUCUUGUAGCUACCAAAAUGCUGCCGGAGAUGAUAAUUACUAAUUACUAAUGAAUCAGUGGCUCUUUGAUUGUCUUUCUUUUAGAUGUCUGUUUAAUCUUUGUUAU